AUAAGUACAUUUUUAAUUCAAACUCUUCCACGUAUUAAAAGCCUAGCUUUAAAUUAAAUAAAAAUCAAAGCAAAUUAAACGAAGGGGCACAGUUGUAGGGGCAUAGUUAAUAUACAUCAAAUUAUGUAAGAAUUUUGUUUAUAACAUCAAUAUCCAGAGUGGAAAAUGGGGACUACGUUACGUUACGUUACGUUAAAUUGCAUUUAUUUAAGAUCAACUAGGUUUUCCCGAGGGGCUACAUUAUGGGGUUCUUCAAAAAAGGAGUAAUGCCUCUGGUGUUGCAAGCGUCCAUAGGCUACGGUGACUGCUUACCAUCAGGCGGGCCGUAUGCUUGUUUGCCACCGUCGUGGUAUAAAAAAAAAACUAAGGGUCUAUAUUGUUAGUGACACGUUUAAUCUUACAACUACGGUUCGUAGGUACACAACUAUAUAUUUAUUUUUUUAAACAUAAUGUGGAGUACAAUGCAGUGGUUUAGGUAGGCCCUUAAUGAACCUACUCCUAUCUCAAGCAUCCUAUUGCGUUGAUUCACAGAAAGACAAAAUAAUUCUAAUGACUAUAUCACACAAGAUAAAGCCUUAGACAGAUAAAAAUGCAAUUAAUUCUAGUAUUUAAACAGAGGUUUAAGGUUUUAUCUCACAAAUUAACUUAGUUUACCCAUCAUGAAGAUUCUACUGGUACCAUGGGCGCUUCUUUUAUUUGGAGUCAGUCUGAAUUCAGGACACUACAUCCGCAAAGCUGAGGACGGGGAGUCCAGCGUAUACCAAGUCCAUGACGACUCGUCCGGCAUCACUUUCACCAACCCUAAGCAGGACAGGCGGACGCUGCGAGAGAUUUUGUAUUAUCACAUUAUCGAACGCCCUCGUAAUGAACCAGUAGCAACAGAACGCUCCUUCACCAACGGUCACGGUUACCAGUUCUUCGAUCUAGAACCAUUGCUAAAAGACUCAUACGACGACAAAUAUGAGGAAGAUGAUGGAAGCUAUGUAGAACAGACAGAGCAUGAAGAAAAAGAUCAGGAUGCUGAGGACAGCGAGAAACACGAAGAGGAUUUAAAAUUAACGACGACACAAACGCCGCUAACUGACCAAGCUGUGAAAGAAGCUUAUAAAGCCAGAAGCUAUCUUUUCGAUCAAGCGAGGCAACGAUACGCUGUAAAGCGAAUGGCUGUACCUGAACCUUCUUUGAAUAGAAGAAAACGACAAGCUGAAACGGAGUCCCCUGACCCUCCGAGCUUAGACAGCAAAGCUGCUUACAUACAACCAAAUACAUAUGGAAUGAAUCUCAACGGCGACGGCGGUUAUGUAUGGAACGUAAGUACCAGCAUAUCUGUCAGUCUCUGACUUCAGCUUCGACAGCAAAGCUGCUUACACACAACCAAAUA
This is a messenger RNA of Cydia pomonella (codling moth), 1381 nucleotides long. RefSeq lists its product as uncharacterized. The coding region runs from base 660 to 1340 and encodes 226 amino acids. The record is from RefSeq and is a predicted model, not a curated record. The transcript is spliced from 8 exons. NCBI's taxonomy places the organism in Eukaryota, Metazoa, Arthropoda, Insecta, Lepidoptera, Tortricidae.